Molecule: messenger RNA, 1540 nt
Organism: Oryza sativa Japonica Group (Japanese rice)
Lineage: Eukaryota; Viridiplantae; Streptophyta; Magnoliopsida; Poales; Poaceae
Source: RefSeq, a predicted model, not a curated record
UUUACUCCUUCGCCUCGCACCGCACCGCAUGCGGCGAGCGCGACACAGGACACACUCGGACGCUCGCUACUCCUCUCCGCUCCGGGCGGAUGGAUGGCUGCGCUACCCAACAAGUAACAGCCAUCGUCCGUCCCUGGGGACCCCGACCGCAGAGCAGACGCCCUCCUCCUCCCUCUCCUCUCCCCACCCAUGGUGUUAUGAGGAGAAGAAUACUAUGAUCCUCUUCUUGGCUUCUUCUUGCAUCCCCUCCUCCUCACAUGCCAACAACAACAACCCUUCCUCCUCCUCCAUUCGCCACCCCUCCUGCUUCCAUCCAUGGACGCCACUCCCGUCUUCUUGAUUGCUGAUUAGUCAGCUGCCUGCGCUGCGUUCUCCUUGUGCUUGUGUGCGUGUGAGAGAGUGUUCGAGCGAAGGAGAGGAGGAGGGGAGGCAAUGGCGGCGGCGAGGAGGCUGUCGGAGCUGCUGCAGGAGCAGCAGGAGCCGUUCCUCAUCGAGGCCGCCAAGAUCAGGCGGCUGCGGCGCGGCGGCGGCCGCGGUGGAGGUGGAGGUGGAGCGUGCUGCCCCGUGGCCGCGUGCAGGAGGCUGCUCAGGCUCUGCAACCACGGGUUCAAGAAGAGGCGAGGCUGCGGCGGCGUCGGCGGCGGCGGCGGUGUCGGCGGGGGCGGCGUCAGGGGGCUGAGGUCGGCGCUGAGCAAGGCGCUGUGCGGCAAGGCCGUGAGGAGGGUGCUCCGCUGGGACAGCCUUGGCUGCUUCCCCGGCGGCGUCGACCGCGAGUUCCGCCGGCUGCGGCGGUCCACCGGCGACAGCGGCGAGUGCGACCCCCGCGCCAUGGACUUCAGCGGCCACAGCAACGACGAGCGGCCGCCGGGGAGGUGGAAGGCGCCCGGCAUUGGCAUGGACAUGGACGUCGACGAGUCGUCGCGGCAGCUCAGCCCGGUCUCCGUCCUCGACCUGCACUCCGACGACGGCGACUCUCCUGUGCACUGCCGCUGGGAGGAUGCAAAGCCCUCGACCUCAGGGAGCUCGCCACCAUCCGAGGGCUUCAUCGGCGCCACCUCACCAUGCUUCACCUACAACAUCCAUGGCAAGAUCAUCCCAAUGGAGGUAGAAGAAGACGAAGAAGAAGGCGACGAGGAGGAGGAGGAGAUGGCCAGAGCCGGCAAGUCCAUCGAGCAGCAGAUCUCCUCGUGGGAGAGGAUCGCAGAGGACAUCUCCAACAUCCCGAGAAUGGUGGAGAUGGACUUCUCCCAGUCGAUACAACAAUGGGGCGAGCUCAAGCUCGAGGCAGCCAUGGAGAUCGGCACGAGGAUAGAGACCCUAAUCUUUGAUGAGAUCAGGAGAGAAACCGUCUGUGACAUGCUUGCUUCACACUGUACAUUGGCAGCUGCAACAUCUUGUUGACCACAGAAAAGAGAGAGAGAGAGAGAGAUAGUAGUAUGUGGACUGAGGAGGAGGAGAGGGGGGUGUGGUUAAAAAAAAUGGAGGAUCUGUAUAAUUUGAGAGGGUUCAUGUGGAAUUCAUUUUUUUCCCUAACUCCAAA